Messenger RNA from Kalmanozyma brasiliensis GHG001, 741 nucleotides. RefSeq lists its product as uncharacterized. The record is from RefSeq and is a predicted model, not a curated record. The transcript has a single exon. Bases 1 to 741 code for a protein of 246 amino acids. NCBI's taxonomy places the organism in Eukaryota, Fungi, Basidiomycota, Ustilaginomycetes, Ustilaginales.
AUGUCGUACCUGCCGCCGAUCACGACGCUGUGGGAGCACGCCUCCCAUCCAUCAAAGCGGGCGUGGUCGCGCUCGCCUUCGCCCACGCACGAUCCGUCCCCGUCCACCGCGGCAGGACCUUCCACCCUCCCCCCAGCCCGCGCAGCGGCCAUCCAACGGCGUCUCAUCCGUCAAUCUACACGCGGGGACCAUCUCCCUGCCCGGACACGCAGCGCAGAACACGCACGAACACUCCGAGCGCUCAAAGGCUACCCACCCAUCGGCAGCACUGCCGACGCAGACCAGCUCAGCGACCUCGAGGAGUCGAUCGAGGUGGCCAAGUACCAGACUGUGCGCUUUGGCGAGCGGUACAUCGUGCAGAUUGGUCGGAGGAGGACGAUGCGCGAAGAGGAGAUGAGUGAGGAGGAUGAUGGGAGACGAACAGCGAUGGAUCCUACGAUGGCGAGUGGGAUGGAAGCGGGCAUGACGGCUGAGGAUGAGUCGAUAGCGGAACCAGAGCAGGUGCUUGCGGGAAUGACGGUGCCGGUGCCGGCAGAGCAGGAACGGAGACAGGUGGCGGUCGAGGCGGAAAGGAGAGCAAGAGAUGCGGAAGCUGAGGCGAAUCGGGCAGCGGCGGCGGCAGAGGCGGCGAGAAGCCAGGCGGAGAGGCAGGCGGCGUUCCAGGAGGAAGAGGAUGCGGUCGAUUUGGAUGGUGAUGUCGAGGAUCUGGAUGAGGGCGAGGACGAGGUCGACUUUGAUUAG